AUGGUUCAAUAUCCACAUAAUUAUAUUUUAAACUACUAUUUUUGCAAUAUAUUUCAUUGCCACUUUUACAUCUGGAACAUCUGGAACAUUGGUGACAGGAUUUACUUUGGGGCCCAAUACCUACAAGUUGCCCAAUUUCCUAAAUCUUUUACACCGUUACCUAGUUUCACAACGUUUCAGAUAGAUGUCCCACCACUAGGUCCUUAG
Messenger RNA from Debaryomyces hansenii CBS767, 207 nucleotides. RefSeq names its product DEHA2A14498p. The record is from RefSeq and is a predicted model, not a curated record. The transcript has a single exon. Bases 1 to 207 code for a protein of 68 amino acids. NCBI's taxonomy places the organism in Eukaryota, Fungi, Ascomycota, Pichiomycetes, Serinales, Debaryomycetaceae.